AUGCUCCCCAUUCUCUCCGAAAGUGCUCAAUGGGUACUCUCCCCUCUGACUUCCCGCCAAACGGAAAGGGACGAAGACUUGCAGUAUGACUUUGCACACGAUGCGUGGGCGGUAGCUAGGCGCCUUGUCCUUCUCGAUCGCGGACUAGACUACCUCGCCUCAGCUUGUCAAGGAUUGGCUGUGCUGCCGGACACCUCGACCCCAAGCGUCGACGUUGGUAUAGUCCGCUCGCAACUGUCCCGUACGCUCGCUAGCGACCACCCCCAAGUCGUCGUCUCUGCCGCUAUCACAGGCUUUGGAGAGACUAGACCCUCUGACCUUGAUAAGAUCCGGAUCAAUCAUAAUACCAUCAAGCUGGGGGCCAAAGCAUUCCGCGAUGGUAGUCUCGACAUCGGACCUUAUGGUCCUGAGGGGAAGGGAUCAUACAAUCGGCACGUCCUCUUUGCUGCGACCAUCCUCGCUCAUGAGACGGUCCUACGUGCUCUGUGUGUCAUGGGGGAUUCGGAGAGGGCUCCUGUCGUUUCCGCAGAGACGCUGGCAUGGGGAUGGGAGGUCCACAUCUUUGGCGGAAAACUAGUUGCCGAGGAGAUGGGCGAGAACAAUCUGAACAGCUGCACAGGCAGCACCUUUCCGGGAGAUAUCUUUUACCUGGCGCUCGAAGACACGAAAGACCAUGCCACGAUCCGAUCCACAAAGUGGUUUCCUACCGAGAAUGUCCACCGCAAGCCAUACUGGGACACCCAUCUCCCUAUCCUCACGGAAUGGCGACCAGACGACGAAAGCGCCAACACGCCAGAGCGGGGCCUCCGCCUCGACCGCUUGGCCGGUCCGUCACUGGGUAGAGGUGAUGCGACGCGGCGGGACUGGGCGUGCGGCGUAAUGGCUGGCGACUUUAGCUGA
Molecule: messenger RNA, 900 nt
Organism: Dioszegia hungarica
Lineage: Eukaryota; Fungi; Basidiomycota; Tremellomycetes; Tremellales; Bulleribasidiaceae
Exons: 6
Coding region: 1-900 (299 amino acids)
Source: RefSeq, a predicted model, not a curated record